Arthroderma uncinatum is the source of this 2034-nucleotide messenger RNA. Its product is annotated as pre-mRNA-splicing factor clf1. The record is from RefSeq and is a predicted model, not a curated record. Gene Ontology annotation, biological process: mRNA splicing, via spliceosome; spliceosomal complex assembly. Lineage: Eukaryota; Fungi; Ascomycota; Eurotiomycetes; Onygenales; Arthrodermataceae. Gene Ontology annotation, molecular function: protein binding. Gene Ontology annotation, cellular component: post-mRNA release spliceosomal complex; U2-type catalytic step 2 spliceosome; Prp19 complex. The coding region runs from base 1 to 2034 and encodes 677 amino acids. The transcript has 2 exons.
AUGGAUUCGUCCCGCGGGCCCCCAAGGGUCAAGAACAAGGCCCCCGCGCCUCAACAGAUCUCUGCUGAGCAGCUCCUGCGUGAAGCGGUCGACCGCCAGGAACCCUCGCUGCAAGCUCCAACACAGCGGUUUGCCGAUCUCGAGGAGCUCCAUGAAUACCAAGGCCGGAAACGCAAGGAGUUUGAAGACUAUGUUCGCCGCAACAGGAUUAAUAUGAACAACUGGAUGCGGUAUGCGCAAUGGGAGCUGGAGCAGAAAGAAUAUCGCCGCGCGAGAUCGAUAUUCGAGCGUGCAUUGGAUGUCGAUUCCACGUCCAUCGUCCUUUGGAUACGGUAUGCCGAGGCGGAAAUGAAGAACCGGAAUAUCAACCAUGCCAGGAACCUGUUUGACCGAGCCGUGACGAUUUUACCACGUGUGGAUAAGCUGUGGUAUAAAUACGUGUAUAUGGAGGAGAUGCUGGGGAAUAUUGCGGGGACUCGACAGGUGUUUGAGCGGUGGAUGUCGUGGGAGCCGGAUGAGGGAGCUUGGAACGCGUACAUCAAGCUGGAAAAACGAUACAACGAGCUGGACCGAGCCAGGGCGAUUUUCCAGCGGUUCAUUACAGUCCACCCUGACACAAAGAACUGGAUCAAAUGGGCUCGGUUUGAGGAAGAGAAUUCCACCAGUGACCUUGUUAGGGAGGUGUAUGGAACUGCAGUUGAAACGCUCGGGACGGAUUUUAUGGACGAAAAGCUUUUCAUUGCCUAUGCGCGAUACGAGACGAAACUGAAGGAGUACGAACGAGCAAGGGCGAUCUAUAAGUUUGCUCUCGACAGAUUGCCACGUUCGAAGUCUGUUGCUCUACAGGGCGCCUAUACGGUGUUUGAGAAACAGUUUGGCGAUCGCGUGGGCGUUGAGGAGGUGAUUCUGUCGAAGCGGAGAGUCCAGUACGAGGAGCAAAUCAAGGAAAAUCCAAAGAACUACGAUCUCUGGUUUGACCUAACACGUCUGGAGGAGGCGUCUGGAGACGUGGACCGGAUUCGAGAGACAUACGAGCGGGCCAUUGCUCAGAUACCGCCAUCUCAAGAGAAACGGCACUGGCGACGCUACAUAUACCUCUGGAUCUUCUACGCCGUGUGGGAGGAAAUGGAGAAUCAAGAUAUAGAUCGCGCGCGGCAGAUAUACACCGAAUGCUUGAAAUUAGUUCCCCACAAGAAGUUUACGUUUGCCAAGAUAUGGCUUCUUAAAGCACAGUUUGAGAUACGGCAGCUUGACCUCGCUCUGGCGAGGAAGACGUUGGGCCAGGCGAUCGGGAUGUGUCCCAAGGACAAACUAUUCAGGGGCUAUAUCGACAUUGAGCGUAAGCUGUUUGAGUUUUCGCGGUGCCGGACACUGUUCGAGAAGCAGAUUGAGUGGAAUCCCUCACAGAGCGAGUCAUGGAUCAAGUUCGCUGAACUAGAAAGAGGCCUCGACGACGUGGAACGCGCCAGGGCGAUUUUCGAACUAGGGAUCAACCAACCGGCACUUGACAUGCCCGAACUUCUGUGGAAAGCGUACAUCGACUUUGAGGAGUAUGAGGAGGAAUACGACCGCACUAGGAGCCUGUACGAGAGACUCCUGAAGAAGACGGACCACGUCAAGGUCUGGAUCAACUAUGCGCGAUUCGAGAUCAAUAUACCUGAGGCGGACGACGAAGAAGAGGGAGAAGAAGAAAACGAGAAGCCAGUGUCUGAGGAAGCGAAGAGCCGAGCUAGGAAGGUCUUUGAGCGGGCCAACCGGGUGAUGAAAGAAAAGGAUCUGAGAGAAGAGCGUGUCGCACUCCUCAAUGCAUGGAAAGCGUUCGAGCACACGCACGGCUCUCCCGAAGAGAUCAGCAGUAUAGAGAGGCAGAUGCCACGGAAGGUGAAGAAGAAGCGCAAGGUGGACGACGACAGGUUCGAGGAGUACAUAGACUACAUGUUCCCUGCCGACGACGAGUCGACCGCGAUGCUCUCGAACCUGCUCUCGACAGCACGGCGGUGGAAGCAGGAGCAGACUCAAGCAGGCCACAGUUAG